ACCGGCUCCAUCAUUCUCACAUCCGAAGCGAUACUGCAGCACCAUACCCUUACCGCACCGCUUGCUUGCGCAGAACUGCUGACACCACCGCCAUCACCCAGAGGUCGGUCUCGCAUCAUGGACGUUGUCCUUCGCCUUCUGCUCGGCAUCUGCCUCGCCUCGUCCGCCUUCACCACCGCCCAGUCGACCGAUGAUGGCUCCAACCUUGUGUCCAGCAUCUACGGUGGCGACUCGACAACUACAGCAUCCGACAUCUCCACCGCUCUGCCAACAAGCGCAAACGGCAGCGACAACCACAAUGACGACGACCAUCGCGACGUCGGCGGUCUGGUCAACUACUAUUUCGUCUUCCUCGCGCUCUUCGUGAUUAUCACCGGCUUGGGUGCAUUCAUGAUGUACCGUAGGAAGAAAAGGGCCAUGCUGAUGUACCGCCACGGCCAGUCCAACGCUCUUCAACAGGAUGUCCAUCAGUGGGACCCGACACGAGCUCGGCGACGGCACUGGCAGGGAAGGUGGCGAUCUACGGACGAAACACAUGACGACAGAGAGAGGAAUGAGGGAUUGAACGAACAUGGAGAGGCUCCGCCCCCGUAUAUGCCCAAAGGGCGGAACGACGAGGAGGCGCUUCAUGAUCAUGCUGGACAAGGACUCGCUGUGCCGCUUGAGACUCUAUCUCGAGAACAGGCUGGACUCAAGCCUCCUGGGUAUGAAUACGCGGUGACGGAGCAGUAUGGAGAGAAUAUGAACACUGGGGCGACAAGUUCGACAACGAUCACGAGCGAAGAGGCGCAUCGAACGGGAUCAGCGCCACAGUAUCGCUAAUUUGAUCCUUGAUGGUUUACAUUUUCGAGAGUUCGAGAAAUCGCUCUAUCAGCGAAGCGAAGACAUUGUCGUUCAUAGCGAGGCGUUUAGGGGAUUCACGGGUCAUGACAGCACCGAGACUUUGUGGCACAGUUGUCAUAGCAUAGAAGAUCUGAGCUGACGCAUGAAAGUCGGCAUGAGAGGAAGAACUGGUCCUGGGAGAUGCGCGACCCAGAGAAACUAGGUCUCCAUGAAUACAACACGAA
This is a messenger RNA of Sphaerulina musiva SO2202, 1067 nucleotides long. RefSeq lists its product as uncharacterized. Lineage: Eukaryota; Fungi; Ascomycota; Dothideomycetes; Mycosphaerellales; Mycosphaerellaceae. The transcript has a single exon. The record is from RefSeq and is a predicted model, not a curated record. Bases 118 to 822 code for a protein of 234 amino acids.